This is a messenger RNA of Drosophila busckii, 1478 nucleotides long. Its product is annotated as proton-coupled amino acid transporter-like protein CG1139. NCBI's taxonomy places the organism in Eukaryota, Metazoa, Arthropoda, Insecta, Diptera, Drosophilidae. The record is from RefSeq and is a predicted model, not a curated record. Gene Ontology annotation, cellular component: vacuolar membrane. The coding region runs from base 47 to 1447 and encodes 466 amino acids. Gene Ontology annotation, molecular function: amino acid transmembrane transporter activity. Gene Ontology annotation, biological process: amino acid transmembrane transport. The transcript has 8 exons.
UAUAUAAAACUGAAUACAUGUAUAUAGCUUUAUAUGUUAAGACAAAAUGUUGCUGCAGAGUCGAUAUCGCCGGGGGCGUUCUUUUAGCGAAAUAAACAGCGGACUACAGCGGACUUAUAUCCCUUUAUAUGAGCGCGCCUUUGUCUCACUGCAACGCAAAUUGGGCUCAGUGCCCACUUAUAGGCCAGAGAGUGUAACAAAUGAGGAGCAUGCCAUAACUGAUCUGGAGGCUUUUAUCAAUCUGCUGAAGUGUGCGUUGGGCACUGGCUGCCUUGCUAUGCCUUGCGCCUUCUAUGAAGCAGGCUGGCUGCUAGGCUUGAUAGGCACUUUGGUCUUAGGCAGCUUUGUGGUCUAUGCUAUGCAUGUGUUGAUCAAUGAUAUAAAUGUGCUCUGCAAGCGUUAUAGACUCUCAGUGCUGAGCUACAGCGAGGCUAUGGAGCUGGCCUUUCAAACCGGACCCGAGUCCUUGCAACCACUCGGAAAGCCACUAGCCUAUCUAGUGGACUUGCUGCUCGGUGUUUAUCAUUUUGGCGUGGACUGCGUCUAUGUUGUGUUUAUAGCCAAGAGCAUCAAGCUGCUGGCGGACAUGUAUAUAGAGCCCUUAGACAUACGCAUCUAUAUGGGCCUGCUAACGGUGCCGCUGUUGGCCAGUUUUGCUAUACGCGAGCUGAAAUAUCUAGUGCCCUUUGCUGUCAUAUCCAAUCUGCUGCUGAUUUUAAGCGUUGUUAUUAUCUGCAGCUAUUUAUUUGGCGAUUUGCCCAGCCUAAGCGAGCGCCAGGCCGUGCAACCUUUGCAAGGUUACGCUUUCUUCUUUGGCACCGUGCUGUUCUCAAUUGAAUCCGUGGGCGUGAUUUUGGCUUUGCAAUUGAAGAUGUUAAACCCUCAAAAUUAUUUGGGUACCUUUGGAGUGCUCAACCGUGCCAUGUUUAUAGUGAUUGCCUUCUACGCUUUGUUUGGUUUCUUUGGCUAUUGGCGCUAUGGCGACCUGACGGCCAGUUCCGUACUCAACAAUUUGCCAAAAACUGAAAUUUUACCGCAAUGCGUGCUGGCCAUGUUUGCUUUGGGCAUUUUCUUUAGCUAUGCGCUGCAGGGCUACAUCACUGUGGAGAUUAUCUGGCGCCGCUAUAUAGCGCCUCGGGUUGAGGACAGCAUUGCCUUGGAGUAUUUGAUACGCAUGGCUUUGGUCCUGGCCUCAGUGCUGGUGGCCAUUGCCUAUCCCAACUUUGGUGUGCUGCUCUCCUUUGUGGGCUCGUUUUGCCUGGCGCAGCUGGGACUUAUCUAUCCGGGCAUUAUCAACCUGUGCGUUUGCUAUCGUGAGGGCUAUGGGCUUGGUAAGCAUUUGCUCUGGCGCGCGCUCUCUUUUAUUGUUGUGGGUCUAGUUGGCUGCAUUACCGGCACUCUGGCUUCCUUGCAGGCCGUUAAGGAUCAAUACAAUAAACUCAGUUGACUUUGCUCUAUAUUUGUUUUAUAAUCAGAUC